Molecule: messenger RNA, 2533 nt
Organism: Wyeomyia smithii (pitcher-plant mosquito)
Lineage: Eukaryota; Metazoa; Arthropoda; Insecta; Diptera; Culicidae
Exons: 7
Coding region: 554-2464 (636 amino acids)
Biological process (GO): proteolysis
Molecular function (GO): serine-type endopeptidase activity
Source: RefSeq, a predicted model, not a curated record
GAAUAUUAAUUUCAAAUAUAAAAUAGAAACUUUACCAGUACUUUAUACACUACACAGCAACUGUGCAGUUCUAACGGUCUGCGUACAGCUGAAAUUUAAGGUUUCCAGCAGCGUCGUUUACUAAGCGUCGCUACAAAAUUAUCUCUAAAUAUAUCCAGAUUACAAAUGAUUUCUAUAGCAGCUAAUUAUCAAAAAUUAUCUGGUGGAAAUAACGAAACUCUAUUAUCUCAGAUUAUACGUGACCGGUUUAAAAAAAUAAUAUCAAAUGAACGAGUAGUGCUACAAACUUUUGACUAUUGAACACCACAAAAAUCAAACGUGUAAUUCGAAAGUUACGGAAUGAAACGAGAUAAAAAAAAUAGUUUGAAAUCACAUUUUCAAGAAUAUGUAAAUUAUUUGAAAAAUGAUUGUAAACCAGCCACUAUAGUUUAAAUUAAUCAUCCUGAGUAAAGAGCACUCAGAUUUUUGACCUAGCCUAUGAAAAUCACACAACCAGAGAGGAUUGAUUGUUUUUUUCGCUCUUAAUUUGAAAUUCAUGCAUAUCAGCUCAUGAAUGACGAUCAAGACACCACCAGUGGUGAGCAUAACGCGUGGUAGUCGCGAUUCCGCCUUGGCUGCGUUUGGUCCACGCGAGUUUGCUGAUUUAAGUAAGCUUCGAGAUUCACCGGUGAUUUUUUGGAAGGUUCUGCUAAUUCAAUGUUACAUCAUCAUGUAUAACUCAGCGAUACUUGUUCUUUCUUUGUGUGUGGCAAUUCUAAUUUCAGCCGAAAAUUACGGAGGAACAUUUAUGAACUAUCAAAACUCUUUUCUAUCAUAUGAGCAAAAAGGAUUAGACGUAUGCCCUUUUACUUAUUUCAAAGAGUCAUGUUCAGAUUUUGCCCACAUCGUACUUAUAAAACCAUCGAUAAUGGCAAACACUGCAGAAAAUGAAACGGAUCAAUUUUGUCUUGGAACAUUGAUUAGCGAAAAUUAUGUUCUAACGACCGCAAGCUGCGUGCAUUCAGAAGGCAUAACUGUUCUGGCAAACAGGAAUGAUGACAUCAUUGUUGCUUCUACUUAUAUGCAUCCUGAUUACAAACUUUUGCCAGAGCAAGGUAUGAGUGAAAACAAUUUGGCAAUUAUCAGACUCAACACUACCCUACAUUUCGAUAGAAAUGUAGUUGCAAGUUGCCUGUGGGAUUCAAAGUCAUUGCAAAUGUACACAAAAAUACAGGAAAUUGAUUUUGAUCGAACCACGAAACGAUUAGAACAGAACUCAACAGUCUGUUCGGGUGAUACGAAAAAUGCAUGUCUCGAAUCAGCGAUUAUUUCAUGGUGCCGAAAAAAAUCGCCCACUGGUAUUUUACAGAUAAGAGAACUAGGGAAAUUUAAAAUGCAUGCAAUGAUUGCUAGUUUCGGUUGUACUAAGGAAAAUCACAUUGUUCCAAUAUCCCAAUACCUGCCAUGGAUUCGAGAAGUCACUAAAAAUAUACUUAUUGAAUACAAUCUAACCGAUAUUGGUUUAGGAGAAAAGUGCUUCAAAAACGAUGGUCAAAUUGGGGUGUGUUUACCUACGGAGCAGUGUCCUCAAAUUCACAAAAACUUCAAAGCGCUUCUUAAAAAUAAUUCAAUUAGCAUAUGUGGAUUUGAAAGUGGUGAUGCUUUGACCUGCUGUACUACAGCUGAUAUGCUAAUUGGAACCGAAACUGAAGAGCUAUUCAGCGGUAUUGUAGAGCAGAUAGAAAACUGCGAAGUUCUUUACGAUGAAUUUAGGCGUACUCCAGAGGAGCAUCAACUGAAUUCUCAAGUUGCCAUUAUCAACGUCAAUAAUUCACUACGUUGUACAGCCACACUUGUUACAACUCGCUAUCUCAUCACGUCCGCACAGUGUAUUUAUAAUACUGACAAAGCUAAUACUUCAGUUUGGUUAGGAAUUGAAGACCACGUACAUAAUGUGGCACAAAAAAAUGAAAUUCACUCAACAUAUGUUCAUCCCAAAUUCAACCCCAAAACGAGUCGCUUCAAUGUAGCCGUUAUUAUGCUCAAAUAUCCAGUAUUGGUUCAACAUUUUAGCGUACCAGCUUGCUUGUGGCGCGAAAAAUCCCAGCUCCCAACGAACCUGGAAGCUGUUAGUUAUAAUAGUAAUGGAAAAAAGGUCACGGUAACUGCCACCAGUCCAAUGUACUACAGUGAUUGCCGUUCUUUGGAGUACUCUGACAUCAUUCCGUCAGAGUUAUGCGUUCACCUAGAAGCACACUUUGAAUGUGCAACCAACAAUAAUUCACACUUGUGUCAAACACCUGGAAGUGGAUUAUAUGCUAACCUAUAUUAUGGAAAAGACAUGAAACCAGUAAUGUACCUAGUUGGGAUACUUAAUCAGGGAGACACGUGCGACAAGGAAGGGCUUGCGAUAUAUACUAGAAUCAGUGAAUACUAUCAGUGGAUAAAAAGUGUUAUAUUCCUAUCUGCUCAACAACAAAAGUGAAACUUCUUCAUUCAAGCAUCUCAAAUUUUGUACUUUUUAUGAAAUAUGUAGAUAUUGCUUAUUUUCAUG